GCCGAGCCGCCCCGGGUCUCCGUGCGGGGCGGGGGGGGGGGGGGGGGUGGCGGAGGAGGAAGAAGAAGAAGAGGAGGAGGAGGAAGAAGAGGAAGAGGAGGGGGCUGCUUGGGAGCGGUGCCGGCGGCAGGUAGCAUGUCCUCUGCAUCCAAAGAAGAGAGAAACGCACGUAUAGUGAUGACUACCCUGCUACUCACUGAGCAAAUAACACGAGAAGACCGUGGCUCAGAGGGAAAGUAUGUCCUUUACGGAUCCUCGUGUUCCCAAAUCACCGAGGAAGCUGAAUAUGUGAAAAAGCCGCUUCCUCAAGUGUCAGGCAAUAAACCGGAGUCAAAGAGCAGCGGCUGGAGCUGCAGUCCUGUUGCAAGGACGAUGAAGGAAACAGAAGAGCAGCUGCUGCUGGUGAGCAGAGAAAACCAAGUGCUGAAGAUCAAGCUGGAAGCCACGAGAGAAGCAGGUGUACAGGCUCUCAGAUCUGCCUCCCAGAAACUGUAUGAGAAUUACCAGACUCGGUCAGAAGAACUGAAAAAAAGCCAUGAGAAUGAGAAGCAGCAAAUACAGACCUACCAUCUCCAACAAGAAGAAAAGCUUCACCAAAGCUCCAAAACCACCAGCCGCCUUGCUGAAGGGAUCAGGGAAAAAUGUACCCGCAUCGCAGAGAUGGAGAAGCGAGUGCAAAGGAUGGAGGAGGAAAAGAAAACUCUGAUAGAGAAGAAAAUGUCACUUGAAAAGAUGCUUCAACAGAUGAUGUCAAGGAAUGAAGAUGCCAAAUGGUGCCUGGAUCUCCAGCGGCAGAUUUCCACCCUGCGGGAGCAGAUCUGCCACCUGCAGUGGGUGAUCCAGGCGCAGCACCAUGGCCUGCGCAGCGUGAUACAGGAGGCACAGGAACUGAACAACAAACUCAGAACCCAAGACAGAAAAAUAGAAGACCUGACAGAGAGGCUGUCUGCCCUGGAAGCACAGAAUAAAGAACUGAAAGACAAAGUGGAGUUCUGGUCUGGUCAGCCCAAGGCUAAAGUUUCAAAAGCUGUCUGAACAGACACCCCGUGAGAUUUUGGAGCAUCCCCUUACCUGAUGCUCACCAGGCUAAGGAAACAAGAGAGCUAAAGGAAAGACUGGAUGUUUGUCUCCUACUCUUGCCAGAAGGACUCUUCCUGCAACUCCUAUGGCCUCUUUGUUACUGCAAAAUACCUUUGGCAUGUGCUGCCUCUCUACAAAAGGUGGUGCAGAAGCAGUGCUGAAGAGCUGCAUUUGGAAGAAUAAACCUGGAAAGAAGCAGAGAGCUGAUGAGGGGUGGCGAGCUCAUGAAUGCCUGCGCAGUCCAGACAGCAAAGACAGUCCCAGCCAUGCCUGGGGGGGUGUUGCACUGCCGGAGUAGCUCUGUGACUGCCCUCAAUUUAGGUAAGACUAUAAAAUAAACCUUUGGCUACCUGGUAUGUUGUUACAGUUGCUGCUUUCCUAACUGCUGUUGUAGGAUGGAUGGAGCACAGGGUGGAGGUGGAGCAGUGGCCCUGCCCUUUCAGUGGGACUCGGCUUUCCUCUGGCGUUGGACCCUGGGGGGCACAGCGUGUUUCAGGCAUAGCAGCAGCAUAAUGUCACGGUGUCCUCGGGCAAGGAAUGAGCAGAUCCUUUUCUGGGUUAAAGUGGCUUUUGCUUUCCUGAAAAUUUACUAUUUGCCAUGGAAAGUUUUCUGCCCAAGUCAGCAGGAGUGUGAAGUUCCUCCUUGAGUCCUUCCUCCAGCUGAAAUCCCUUUUGGAGGGGAAAGCAGCUGCUGCAGAGGGGAUGGCUGGUUUUUCUCCUCCCUAAAGUGGGAGAUGUGCUGCAGUGGCCAGCAAGCCCUCCUCCAAGGGAUGUGGGACAGAGGGAGCCUGAGAACUGCUGUGUCCCUGGUCUGUCUCUUAAUCCCUCAUGCAGACAGAGCAGCAUUUGGAAAAAAGAAAAAAUAAAGGAGGAAGGUGUUGAUCCUUAAAUAUGGCUAAAGGUACCAAGUUUGUUUGUUCCUUUUCUUACCUAACUUUAGAUAACAUUAUUCACAGAUGGUUUCACUCCAGGAUUAACUCUGUUAAGGUGCAAAUAAAAGCUUGGCAUUUGCUUAAUACAGGGGUGAGGCAGGUUGUAUGUUUCUGCAGGUGCUGCAGUACACAGCUUGCCAGGUUAUACUUACUUAGUACCCUUUUAAGAGGGUGAGCUUUGUAAACUGUACCAUUUCCCUGUCAAGUGAGGGCAAGGAGGUGCUGUUCAGUCCCUUCCCAUCCUUCUCUCGUGGGAGAAACUGAGCUCAACUUGAAGUCAGGGUACCAAUGCUGAGCUGCCACAAGGCAGGCUGGGUGCUGACUGUGGUGAGGUUUGCAAACAGACCCUGAGCAACCCUCAGCCAGCCCAAAAAGCCCUGCCUCUCUUUC
Molecule: messenger RNA, 2402 nt
Organism: Aquila chrysaetos chrysaetos
Lineage: Eukaryota; Metazoa; Chordata; Aves; Accipitriformes; Accipitridae
Gene: CCDC68
Product: coiled-coil domain containing 68
Exons: 10
Coding region: 136-1035 (299 amino acids)
Biological process (GO): intracellular signal transduction
Cellular component (GO): intracellular anatomical structure
Source: RefSeq, a predicted model, not a curated record